AUGAACGAUCAACCUACAGAUUAUUCUUCAAUUGAUUCAUUUCAUGUUGGUCGUCGUCGUAAACCAAAUUUUACUGAACAUGAAGUUUUAAAUAUAAUCGAUCAAUAUGAUACAUAUAAAGAAUUAUUACAUUCUCGUGAAGCAUCAAAAAGUGUUAUUGCACAAAAACAAGCUAUAUGGAAACAAAUAACCGAUAAUCUCAAUGCGACAUAUCCACAAGUUGAACGUACUGUUGAUGAUGUACGACGAAAAUGGAAAAAAUUACAAAGUGAAGCUAAACGUGAAGUUGCUGCUAAUCGUGCAGCACAAGCAUCAGGUACAACAACAUCAAUAUCAAAUAAACAAUUAAAUUUAUAUAAUCGUAUAUUAAGUAUUUGUCGUCCAUCAUCAAUAUCUUCUCAUUUUCCUCAUGGUGUUUUACAACAUCAACAAGUAUUACAACAACAAUCAAAUAUAAAUAAUACUAAUCAUGAUAUAUCAUUUAAUGAACAGUCAUCAGAUAAAGUUGAUUCUCCAUCAUCAGAUCUUGCUAAUGGUGUUAGUGGUCAAUUAGAUUCUCCAGGUGAUGAAAGUGCUAGUCUACUUGGUAAUGAUGACAAUUCACGAAGUCCAAUAACAAAUUUUCAAAUAACAUCAAAUAUUCCAUCACAACAAAUAAAUACAUUAACAAUAGGAACAUCAAGUAAUGGUGGACAAAUAUCAAAACGUACAUUAGAUAAACGACGUAAAUUAUUAAAAUCAUCAAUUAAUCAACAACUUCUUAAUAAUACAAAUAAAUCUUAUGGACAACAACAACAUUCACUUCGUUAUGAAUCAUUAAUUAAACGUAAACGUACACUUGAAUUAAUAAGUCAAAAACUUCUUAAUGAUAAACAAGUUUUAUUAAUAGAAAAAAAAAAUCUUGAUAUUAAAUUAGCAACAAAUGAAUGUGAAAAUAAACGUAUUGCUAUUGAUAAACGUCGUAUAGAACUUGCAUUACAAAAAUUUCAAUGUGAAUUACCAUUAUCAGCAAAUGGUAAUAAUAAUAAUUUAUCUGAUCAAGAGGAUCAUGAUGACAAUGAUAGUCUAGAUGAUAUGAGUGAUUUUAAUGAGUAG
Rotaria sordida is the source of this 1095-nucleotide messenger RNA. The record is from the annotation of a GenBank genome assembly. Lineage: Eukaryota; Metazoa; Rotifera; Eurotatoria; Philodinida; Philodinidae.